Molecule: messenger RNA, 2586 nt
Organism: Oryzias latipes (Japanese medaka)
Lineage: Eukaryota; Metazoa; Chordata; Actinopteri; Beloniformes; Adrianichthyidae
Gene: il1rap
Product: interleukin 1 receptor accessory protein
Biological process (GO): signal transduction
Molecular function (GO): interleukin-1 receptor activity
Source: RefSeq, a predicted model, not a curated record
CCCGCUGUGGCUCCGCCGGUCUCCCCGCUCCCGACCCCGGCUGUUCGUCGCGGGGGGAGGACCGUUUUCCCGCCCGCGUGUCAGAAGUCGGGCGCGUGCCAUUUGCUGUCAAUCAGCCGGUCGGGCUCACGCGCCGCCUCUCUGCGUGGAGCACUUUCACGAACCGAACCGGACUGAAACGACGAUUGACAACCGCAGUGGAGUCCGGAACCAGCGGAGUCUGCCGCUCAGUCCUGGUUGAAGUUCUGGUACCGUCCGAACCGUCCUCAGACCCAUGGCGCCCUUCGUUCCCGCCGUCCUGCUCCUCUUCACACUGAUUGGCGGGACUUGUCCAUCUGUCAGUCAGUCCAUCGACUCGGCAGACCCCACGUGCUACGACUGGGGCGAGUCCAAUGAAGGGGCAGUCUCGGUUCUGGAGGGGGAGGCAGUCUGGCUCUCCUGUCCUCUUUUCUCUCAUCCCUCCGUCUACAACUACUCCUCCACCCAGAGCGCCGGUCACAACCUUUUCUGGUACCAGAUCCCGGAGGGGCAAGACCUGGAGCAGCCAAUCCGGCAGAGCUCACGCCUCAGCAAGCAGCGGGAGCGGCUGUGGCUGCUGCCGGCCCGUGCAGAGGACUCGGGUCAGUACAUCUGCCUCCUGCGAAACAAGUCGUCCUGCAGUAAGAUCGCCAUGGGCCUGAAGGUCCUUCGCAGGGAUCAGGUGACCCCCGCCGGCAGCUGUGAGCCUCCGGUGGCGACGCUGCCGACCCCGGCGCUCAUCCCCCUGCAGGAAGGAAAAACCCUGGACUGUCCAGACCUGAAGGACGCCACCUCCAUGUCUGACAGCCCGCCAACCGUGAGCUGGUCCCACAAGUGUAAGGGCCCCCCGUUCUGGAACUCCGACCGGGAGCCGUGGGGGUCCAGCCUGCGCUUCUACACCAUGGUGGACCACUACCAGGGGCUCUACUACUGCACCGUGCACUUCCAGCGGGGGGGCAGGCAGCUCAACUUCACCAGAGCCGUCAACGUCACGGCCAUCAAUCCCACCCGCAUGUCCAAAACCCCCGUGAUCCUGCACCCCCACGCAGACCAGGUUUUCCAGGUCAAAUCCAACUCCAGGGCCGCUCUGGCGUGCCGGGCGACCGUCCCCUUCGUCGUGGACGACCCCUCCUGGGACGUUUGGUGGACGGUGGACGGACAGACGCUGGAAAAACUCAGCGACCAGAGAUUCUCCCAGAGCAACAGGGUUCUGAAGGACGACCACAUGGACCUGACGGUGGAGAACCUCCUGCUGAUCCAGGACUUCCGGUCCGACGACCUGCGGCGCCGCUUCAACUGCUCCGUGAAGAACGCCAGAGGCUCGGAGAGCCGCCGAGCGCUGCUGAGCGAGGAGGCGUCGCUGCCGUCGGUGGAGCUGGGCUGCGGCCUCGGCGUCACUCUGGUGCUCAUGCUGCUCCUCUUCGUCGUUUACCACGUCUUCUGGCUGGAGCUGCUGCUGCUCUAUCGCUCCUGGUUCGGCACGGACGAGCGGUUCACAGACGAGAAGGACUUUGACGUGUACAUCUCGUACGCGAGGAACGGCGAGGAGGAGCAGUUUGUUCUGAACACGCUCCGCGGGGUUCUGGAGAACGAGUUCGGGUACUCGGUCUGCAUCUUCGACAGGGACAGUCUUCCUGGGGGGAAUCCGUCGGACGCCGUCCUGCAGGCGAUGCAGCGAAGCCGCCGCCUCCUCUUCGUCUUCAGCCCCAGCUUCCUGAUGGAGAAGAGCUUCAGCCUCCUGGAGUGCCGUCUGGCUCUGCACCUCCAGCGGGGGCGCCAGGCUGCCGUCGUGGGCGUGGUUUACCGCUCCAUCAGUAAACUGGCGUGCGUGGAGGUCUCGCAGCUGCGUCAGGUCUGCACCUGCACCGUCAGGUGGCGCGGCGCUCGAUCGGAACCCAGAAGCUCUCGGUUCUGGCUCCGCCUGCGGCUGGCGCUGCCGGUGAGGCCGCUGGCUCUUGGCAGGAGGAUGAUUGACAGCACCUCCUCCCACUCCGACCUGGCAGCUUUGGCCCUGCAGAAGGUGCAGCGGAGACAGAGCUGCAACCACGCCAGCAGAGCCAAUCAGAGCCACCGGAGAGCUUCCUCCAGCCUGAGCCACAGAGAUCACAGGGCUCCGGUCAGGGGGCGGGGCAGUCUGAGGACUGGAACACCUGCUGGGCAGGUGCUGCCGCACCAAAGCAACUGCUCCGGCUGCCAAGGCUUCGUAGGGGCAGUGGAAGACAGAGGGGCGGAGCUUAAAACCGAACCGGCGCAUCACGAAGACAAGACGGCAGCUUUAGAAACAGACUCCGCCCCAAUGCCGUCCAAAGGUGCUGGAGGCAGCCCUAACCACGCCCCUUUUCCUGUCACCGCCCACCCCAAAGGUCUGCAGGAUUGCAGGAAGCAAGACCAGAAGCAGCAACAGAUCUGCUUCAGACAUGCUGUUUGUGACUGAGGAAAAGGGGCGGGGCUUAUGCUGAAACACCCACCUGCACGUCAGCUUUCCACACAGACUUUGGCGUGUGUAAGGUCACAGGGGUCACUGAAGGUGACCUUAGGGCAGGGGUCGGGAACCUAUGGCUCGCGAGC